UAGAAGAGAGAGAAAGAAAGAAAUGUGUCCAUUCCCAUAGCCAUAAGAAAUAGAAAGGAGGAGGCAAGAAUGGAAGCAUUGACCAUUGGUUUAGAGGACUAAAAAAACUUAUAAACAGUCUCAUCUGUACAGAUUUCUUAUUUGAUCUCGUCCUCUUCAACUCUCUCUGUUUUGUUUUUUUAAUUGAUUUGAUUUCAUAUAAUAAAUAAUAUCAAAGCAGCCUCGUCGCUGUUUCUUUUUCUCUUCUUCUUCUUUUUCUUCAAAGCUUGCAUUCUACAGCCAAAAGAAACCAACCUAGAUCAGUUUCAGACUCAAAAUUUCCAGUUGAGAAUUCUUGGGGGGGUUUGAUUAUUGCAAAUAUAAUAAACCAGGCACUUGAGAGGAGUCUUGGUAUCUUUACAGCAAUCCAGAUUGAGGUUUUUGUAUGCAGUUUAGGAGAAGGCCCGAGUAAAGAUCUUGGGUGGUUCAGAUUUUCAAGUCUCUAAGGUUUUUGGAGAUGGCUGGUGUCCAAAAUCAGUUGGAGAUCAAGUUUCGUUUGACUGAUGGAUCCGAUAUUGGUCCUAAAACCUUUCCUGCUGCUACUAGUGUUGCAACCUUGAAGGAAAGUAUUCUUGCUCAGUGGCCUAAAGAGAAGGAGAAUGGUCCAAGGACAGUGAAAGAUGUCAAGCUAAUUAGUGCAGGAAAAAUAUUGGAGAACAACAAAACACUGGGAGAGUGCCAGAGCCCUCUUUGUGAUAUUCCCGGUGGACUGAUGACUAUGCAUGUUGUUGUCCAACCUCCUCCUUUGGAGAAAGAAAAGAAAGCACCAAACCAACCAAAGCAGAACAAAUGUGUUUGUGUCAUAUUAUAAUCCACAGCUUGAAGAGGGGAUGACAUCAUUAUCAGAUGAAGAAUGAUUGAACUGGUAUAGAAAAUGAAGUUGGGAACUUUUUGAUUGAUGAAGGCGGUUGACAUCAUUCACUUUGAUUGGUGUACGCCUUAUUUGUGUAGGUGAUGAUUGUCCAUCCAUUUUGUUCACUUUGUUCUUUUCAAUUAGACUUUGCUAUCAAGCAAUUAAAUCUCAGAUUUUAUGCCCAAACACGUCUCACCGAAUGCAUUUUCCACAUUUUUAUCUUUUGAAUUCGUCUUUGCUUACAUAAUAUCAUUUUUUCAAUCGUGUAAUUUGAUCUGGUACUCAGAUUCAUGUUGCUGGUCAUACUUUUACCAAGUACAAAGGCUGACAGCUACAAUUAGAACUGGUAUUGUUCCUUUCUGCAUACCAGGUUCAUGAUGGCUCGGAGUUCAUAUUACGGUUUCAUGCAUUUUUAAUCGACUUGAUGUUUCCAUAACUUGUUGGUGUGAAAGGAUAACCACUGUUUAAUUCUAGGAAGAUGUCUAAAUUACAAAUAGCCAUUUUCUUUAGUAAUUUGAAGAUCACCUAAAUUCUGUCAUUUUAUCAAGGAACUUGGUAGUGAAAGAUCAUUGCAAUAAUGUAGAAAUUAUUGAAAGGGUGGAAUGAAUUUGGAAGAACUAUUGGGUAAAUCUGCUUGGGAUUUUACCAUGGAUGGUCAAAUUCAAGCUCAAUUGGGGACAUAUAAAUAUGAAACUUUUAAGGAAUUCGAGCACUUCGAUUUAGAUUGGUAAUAAUUUGACAAAAUUAAAGCUAAUGAUCUUAGACCCUAAACUUGUUAAA
This is a messenger RNA of Durio zibethinus, 1672 nucleotides long. Its product is annotated as membrane-anchored ubiquitin-fold protein 1-like. Gene Ontology annotation, molecular function: protein binding. The record is from RefSeq and is a predicted model, not a curated record. Lineage: Eukaryota; Viridiplantae; Streptophyta; Magnoliopsida; Malvales; Malvaceae.